AUGCUCCUUGAGGUCGUUCUACAAACAGAAAGCCUUUUACAAACAGGCAACGUGAAGCUUAACUUAACCACACCAAAGGAGGAAUAUAUAUAUUUUCUGAAUGAGAAUGAUGACAAUGAAAAUGCUGAUAUUGAUGAUCAUAAUGAAGAUGUUGAAGAUGUAGACAUAGAAAAUCAUAACAAUGAGAACGUCACUGAUUUAUUCAAUGAAGAACCAAGCCAGUCCAUUCCAUUGGAUAUUUAUAAUCCAAGAAAUUGGGAUAAUAUUGAUCCCAAAUUCCGUGACCUAUUAGCGGAAAAAGGUCCUGUAAGAGAUCUAUUAAUAGGAAAAGGUCCUAAAGAUCAUUUACAUAGAUGUUUCUCUUCAACAUUUUACACUCGUUAUUUGCCAAAUGGAGAGCAAUAUGAUAGAGAUUGGCUAAUUGGCAGACUUAAACAGCAUGAGACAAGUAUUGAACAUAUCAAUCAUAUGAGCACUUGGAUUGAUUUUCGUAUUAGAUUGCAGAAAAAUAAAACAAUUGAUGGAGUUGUUCAAAACCGAAUCAAGAAAGAGAAAGAAAGUAAUGAGAAGAUCCAUGAUAUAAACAAUGGAAAUUUUAUGGGCCAAGUGGAAAUGAUUGCAGAGUGGGAUCCAGUUAUGAAGGAGCAUGUUCGACGUAUGGAUGAUAAAGAGACUCAUUAUCAUUAUCUUAGUCAUAAGAUUCAAAAUGAAUUGAUACUUUUGUUAUUGCAAACGGUGUUGCAAAAACUUAAGCUUGAUAUUGAUGAUGUGAGAGGACAAGGCUAUGACAAUGGAUCAAAUAUGAGUGGGAAAUACCAAGGUGUCCAAAGAAAACUUUUGGAUAUAAAUCCAAGAGCAUUGUACACACCUUGUGGUUGUCAUAGUCUUAAUUUAACACUUUGCGAUAUUGCAAACUCUUGUGGAAAAGCAAAAUAUUUUUUUGGAAUCAUACAACUUACACGUUGGGAAAGUCGUAUUGAAAGUGUAAGAGCAAUAAGAUUCCAAGCUGCUGAUUUAAGAGAAGCUUUACUUCAGUUAGCAGAAAGUGACAGUGCUGUCAAUGUAGUUAGCAAAAACUUACAAUCUGAAGACAUGCUUAUUGAUGUUGCUAUUGAUAAAGUGAAAGGGUUGAUUACUUUUUUUGAAAAGUAUAGAGAACAUGGGUUUACAGAAGCUAUGUGUACUGCUAAAGAUAUUGCUACUGAUAUGGGAAUUGACCCAGUAUUUCCUGAGAAGCGAAAAAUUCGUAGAAAAAAAUAUUUUGAUGAGAAUACUUGUGAGCCAUCCCAAUCAGUUCCUAAAUCAGCUGAAGAAAAGUUUAGAAUUGAUUAUUUCUUGUAUUUAGUGGAUCAAGCUAUUGGUUCUUUACGAAGAAGGUUUCAACAAUAUCAAGAGUAUGAGAAUAUUUUUGGGUUUUUGUUUACUUCAGAGAAGUUAAAUUCAUUGGAUGAUUGCGAUUUGAAGAAUAGUUGCAGUCAUCUGGAAAGCAUUUUGAAAAAUGACAAGUUUUCUGAUGUCGAUGGGGAGGAUUUAUUUGUUGAGUUGAAAGUUUUACGGGAGCUUUUACCAAAAGUAAAUACCACAGCUACUGCAAUAUUAAAUUUCUUGAAAAGAUUAAAUUGUUUUCCAAAUGCAUUCAUUGCAUAUAGAAUCCUAUUGACUAUUCCUGUUACUGUCGCAUCUGCGGAAAGAAGUUUUUCAAAAUUAAAAUUGUUAAAAUCAUACUUGCGAUCAACUAUGUCGCAAGAAAGAUUAAAUGGACUAGCUUUGAUUUCAACUGAAAGUGAACUUCUUGAAAAACUUGAUUAUGAACAUUUGAUUGAUGAGUUCUCUUCUAAAAAUUCAAGAAGAUCAAUUUUCAGACAUUAG
Messenger RNA from Prunus persica (peach), 1869 nucleotides. RefSeq lists its product as uncharacterized. Lineage: Eukaryota; Viridiplantae; Streptophyta; Magnoliopsida; Rosales; Rosaceae. Gene Ontology annotation, molecular function: protein dimerization activity. The transcript is spliced from 7 exons. Bases 1 to 1869 code for a protein of 622 amino acids. The record is from RefSeq and is a predicted model, not a curated record.